Arachis ipaensis is the source of this 7354-nucleotide messenger RNA. The record is from RefSeq and is a predicted model, not a curated record. Lineage: Eukaryota; Viridiplantae; Streptophyta; Magnoliopsida; Fabales; Fabaceae.
UAGAAAUUUGAAAAUUAGGAUUGUAACUGCUGGGAGUGUUUGCAACGUGAAGCAACAAGAGUCACGCUACCCCAAUCCUCCAUUACCUUCUCCGUUCAUCAACAGCGUCCUCGAACUGAAGGCAGUGAAUCAAGGAUGAUAUAAUGUUGAGAACUUAGGUUUGAGGAAGGAAGAUCAACAAUGCUACAGCCACUAAAACAUGUAACCAAACGCAGAUCCCUCUUCUCUUCUCUUCUCAUUCACAUCAACAACCCUGCUUCCUUUUCUUCUUCUUCUUUUUCAUCUUCUUCUUCUCAUAACUGCCACACCGUCUUAAGAAAAAUAAACGAAAACGACGUCGCAUCCUCCAUCAAGGACUGGUUCAAAACGGGCGACCCACUCAUCACCCGAAUCUUCCAGAUUCUCUCUUCGACGGACUCCUCCUCCUAUAACGACGACGCCGCCCUCGAUGCCUCUCUCUCCUCCCUAACACUCCCCCGUCUCGACGAGUCCUUCGUCCUCACUGUACUCCACCAUGGCACCGCCGCUGCACACAUCUACCCCUGUCUCCGCUUCUUCCAUUGGGCCGGCCGCCAGCCCAACUUCCACCACACUCGCGGCACCUUCUCCGCCAUCUUCCGAAUCCUCGCUCGCGCCCCAUCAGUACUCGACGAAUUCCUCCAAUCCUUCCAUCGCCGUGGCCCUGCCUUCAACCCCCGUGUGCGGUUCAAGGAUACUCUCGUCAUUGGAUAUGCUAUUGCGGGUAAGCUUGAGAUUGCAGUCCACCUGUUUGGUAAAAUGCGGUUUCAUGGUUUGGACUUGGAUUCCUUUGGUUACCAUGUGCUUUUGAAUGCCCUUGUUGAGAAGGAUUAUUUCGAUGCUUUUAAUGUCAUUAUUAGGCAGAUUAGGAUGAGGGGUUUUGAGAAUCGGUAUACCAAUGUGCUUGUUAUGAAGAGGUUGUGCAAUCAGGGGAGGUUGGAUGAGGCUGAAGGGUUUUUGUUUGGCUUGGUGGAUGGUGGCAAGGAGCUUCAUGGCUCCGAGGUGAGUGUUCUUGUCAGUGCUCUGUGUGGGAGCAAUAGGUUUGAUCAUGCUUUUAGGUUAGUUAGAAAGUUUGGGGAUUCGGGGCUGGUGCAGUUGGAUCAUGCUUAUGGGGUUUGGAUAAGGGGCCUUGUCCAGGGUGGCCGGUUGGACGAGGCCUUAGAGUUUUUCAGACAGAAGAAGAAAGAUGAAGGAUAUAUUCCUGGUUUGGCGAUGUUCAACGUGUUAAUUUACAGGCUCUUGAGGGAGAACAGGCUCAAGGAGGUGUCUGAUUUGUUGAUGGAUGUGUAUGAGAAUGCUAUUCCACCGAAUACGGCUACUAUGAAUGCCGUGCUAUGCUUCUUUUGCAAGGCUGGGAUGGUGGAUGUCGCUUUUGAUUUGUUCAAGUCCAGGUCAGAGUUUAUGUUGUCCCCAAAUCAUAUGGCUUAUAAGUACUUGAUACUUACUUUGUGUUGGGACGGAAAUGCCAAGGAAGCAUUCAGUGUGUUGAAGAGCUCGAUCGAUCACCAUUAUUUUCCAGAUAGACGGACCUUUACUAGGCUUGCCAAUGUCCUGUGUAGAGAGUGCAUGAUUGAUGAGAUGAAAGAGUUGCUCCAUCUUGCCUUGGAACGGAAAAUUAUGCCUGAUGCUUCCACAUAUGACAACUUUAUAACGGCACUGUGCCGGGCGGGAAGAGUAGAAGAUAGUUAUUUGAUACAUGGGGAACUUAAAGGUGCGUCUGCUAGCAGGGCCUAUGCAAAUAUGAUAAAGGGUUUUAAAGAGUUGAAUAGGGGAGAUAUUGCUGCUCGUCUUCUCGUUGAAAUGAAGGAGAAGGGUCAUAAAGUGACACCGGCUCUAUGUAGAGUUGUUGUUUGUUGUUUACUUCAGAUGGACAAUGCAAGGUCUCGGUUUUUCAGUUUGUUUGAGAUGCUGUCCCAUAAUGAUCGUCAACAUUAUAUUUAUGAUUGUUUCAUUGAUGCGGCUGGGCAUGCCAAGCAGGCUGAGUUGGCUUGGAAAGUGUUUGAGUUGAUGCAGAGGAAUGGCAUUCAGCCCACUUCAUCUUCUCUAAUUCUUAUGUUGAAAGCUUAUUUGAAAAGUGGAAGGACUUAUGAUGCUCUUAUCUUCUUUAAUAAUGUUUGGUCCCGUGGAUUGGCAACUAAAAAGUUAUAUAAUUGCUUGGUUGUUUCUCUCUGCAAAAGCAAGAAUCCUGAACCUGCGUAUCUGCUCUUACAACAAAUGUUAAGAGACGGUUUAAAUCCAAGCAUUGAAUGCUAUGAGAAUCUUGUACGGGUGCUUUGUUCAUCGAAAAGAUAUCAUGAGGCAGUGAAACUUGUUAAUGUGUAUGAGAAAAUGGGACGUCAAUUAACCUCUUUUCUCGGUAACGUACUUCUUUAUCACUCUAUGUCUUCAUCGGAAGUUUACAAUGCCUGUGUUCGUUUAAGAGGAGUGAAAGAGGAGGGAGAAACUGGUUGGUCAAUGCUUAGCUUUGUGGUUGGUGCAUUUCAUCAUCGUAGAGUUAGCCAUGUUGAGGACUUGGAGAAAUUAAUAGCAAAGUGCUUUCCACUUGACGUUUACACUUACAAUUUGUUGUUGAGAAUAGCAUGUAAGAGUGAUAAGGAGCAGGCUUAUGAGUUGUUUGAAAGGAUGCGUAGAAGGGGCUUUGAGCCCAAUCGGUGGACUUAUACCACCAUGGUUGAUGGUUUCAAAGGGCAAGGGAUGAGACGAGGCUCAGAGGUGGUUUCAAGAAAGGAAAAGGAUAUUAUCCAACAGAGAAACCUCUUUAAGGAACAAUGAUCAGUAUGCGUUAGAUAUCCAAAAUGGUCCACCCAAUUUUAAUCUUGUUAUAAGUUAUAUCAGAUCUUAAACCAGGGAAGCAGAUCCCAAAAACAUGCAUUAUUAAUGAAACGAAGAUCAUGAGCUCAUGAAGUCAACUUCACUCACCGCACAUAAAAGCAAACACUUUCCUUAGCUUCUGUUUGAGAAAAUCCAGAGACUACAUUGCAAACUGCAAACCCUUCUCUCUUCCAUCAGCUUUCUUUCUUCGUUCUGAUCCAAUCUGAUCUGCUGCUGUAUUUGAAAUUCAAUCAUGGCUGCAAAACUUGAUGGUGGAGCUUAUCUCACUUCUUUCGUUGAUGCUGUUUUAGACAAGUUGUCUUCAAUACUUGAAGAUGACUCUGUCCUCGACUCUGUCCUGGAGUUGCUUGAAAGGUUGCAGAAUAGUCUGUAUGAUGCUGGACCUGUUCUUGAUGAUGCUGAGCAGAAGCAGUUCACUGACAAGAGAGUCAAGAAGUGGCUUGUUGAUCUCCAAGAUGCUCUUUAUUUUGCUGAUGACUUGCUUGAUGAACUCUCCACUAAGGCCGCCAUCGCGGCCACUCAAGGGGAUUCAGGUAACUCUUCUUCCUGGUCUCGUCUUGUUGAUUCAUACAUUGAUGAUAGUGGUGUCAAUGUCAUCAAAAAAAUAGUUGGCAAACUACAGUCUCUUGUAGAACGAAAAGCUAAACUUGGUCUAGAAAAGAGUGCCAAGUUGGACACAUCAUGGAGAAUUCCAUCCACAUCUCUCGUUGUAAGUUCUGACAUAUUCGGUCGGGACAAAGAGAAGAGAGAGAUAAUCAAAUUGUUGCUAGAUGAUUCUGAAUGACCUCUUACUCUGAUCCCAAUUUGGGGUAUGGGUGGAAUAGGAAAAACUGCUCUAGCUCAACUGGUUUACAGUGAUGCCAAAGUAGUGGGAAAAUUUGACACUAGAGUAUGGCCUUAUGGGUGUGUGUUGCUGAAAAUUUUAAUCCUAUUAGCCUUACAAGAACUAGACUAGAGAAAAUAACUUGUAGUUCUUAUAAGAAGGAUGAUUUUGAUUCACUUCAAACUCAUCUGAAACAAAAGUUGAUAGGAAAAAUAUUCUUAAUUGUUCUAGAUGAUGUCUGGCAUGAUCAACAAGACAUUUGGGAGGAUCUUCUAAAACCUUAUCGCUACGGCAAUCACGGAAGUAAAAUCCUUUUGACAACCGUAGUGAAAAGGUUGCUUCUGUGGUUGCAACUACCGAUCUACAUUACCAACUGAGUUUGUUGUCUAAUGAAGAUUGCUGGUUAGUAUUUUCAAAACACGCAAGUCUUUCUGCUGAUUCUAUGAUGAAUCCAACUCUGGAAAAAGUCGGCAAAGAUAUUGUAAAGAAGUGUGAUGGAUUGCCCUUGGCAGUUCAAGCACUCGGAGGCUUAUUGCGUGGAAAUUCUGAAGUCAAGUCUUGGAAUCAUAUAUUGAAGAACGAGAUCUGGAAAUCCUCCAAUGACAAGAUAAAAAUUGUUCCAGCCUUAAGAGUUAGUUAUUAUUAUCUUCCUUCGUGUCUAAAAAAGUGUUUUGUUUAUUGUUCCAUAUAUCCCGAGAGUUGUGAAUUUGAUAAAGAUGAAUUGAUCUUGUUAUGGAUGGCGGAGAGUCUCUUACAACCAGUAGGAGAAAAGACUCUAGAAGAAGUUGGUGACGAAUAUUUUGAUGAAUUAUUUGUGAGGUCAUUUUUCCAACCUCAUAGUACUAAUGACAAGACAUUUGUGAUGCAUGAUCUUGUACAUGAUUUGGCAAUGAUCUAUGCUGGAGAAUUCUGUUUUAGAGCAGAAGAGCAUGAAAAUGCUGUUGAGAUUGAUAUUAAAGCUCGUCAUUUAUCACAUAAUGCUACAGGCAAUUAUCCAAUCUCAAAACUUCUAGGAGUUUGUGAUAGAGUAGAACAUACAAGGACAUUUCUUGAAAUCAAUUUGUCACCAAAUAUCCCAUUUGACAUGGAAAACACACCUUGUAUCUUGUUGUCAAAAUUGAAGCGCCUUAGAGCUUUGUCAUUCAAAUGCUUUCCUCUUGAAUCACUUCCUGAUUCAAUAGGUGAGUUGAUUCAUCUGCGUUACUUGGAUCUCUCUGGAACCUACAUUGUGACAUUGCCCGAGUCUUUGGGUAAUCUUUACAAUUUGCAGACCUUGAAGCUGAUUGGAUGUGAAAAAUUGAAAAUGCUUCCGGAUGGCAUGCAAAAUCUUGUAAAUUUAAGGCAUCUUGAUAUUAGAGCAACUUGUUUGCGCGAGAUGCCGAAAGGCAUGAGCAAAUUGAAAAGUUUGCAGUUUUUAAGCGACUUUGUUGUUGGGAAGCAUGAAGAGAACAAGAUCAAAGAAUUGGGAGCACUUGCGAAUCUGCGCAAAUCAAUUUCCAUUGACAAAUUGGAGAACGUGGUCGACAGCAGUGAAGCUUGGGAGGCAAGAAUGUUCGAUAAGGAUGGCAUUGACUCUUUGAAGUUGAUUUGGUCAUCAAAUAAAAGUAGGGAUGGAGUUUUUGCUUUUGGUGUCAAAAAGAAGGAUGCAGCUGAUUCCCAAAUUGAAAGAGAUAUACUUGACAAGUUACAACCUCACAGUAAUUUGAAAGAAGUAGAGAUCAGUGGUUACAGAGGCACAACAUUUCCAGAUUGGUUGGGAAAUUCUUCCUACCACAACAUCACCACACUAACCCUGCAACAUUGCAAGAAAUGUUCUGUGCUUCCUUCAUUUGGACAAUUGCCUUCUUUGAAGCACCUUACAAUUUCAGAUUUUAAAAGUCUGAAAACUGUGGGUGCUGAGUUUUACAAGGGUGGAUCUUGUUUGGAGACACCAUUUCCAGUUCUUGAAACUUACAUUUUGCUCAAUUAGUGACUGGGUGGAGUGGCAUUCAAUGGAGUUCAAUGCAUUCCCUCGACUUGCGGAGCUUACCUUAAGUGACUCUCCCAUGUUGAGAGGAGAUUUGCCCAAUCAUCUACCAUCUUUGCAAUCACUUACCAUUGACAAUUCCAAGUAUCUCCGUUGUUGUCUUCCAAGAGCUCCUGUGAUGACCUCUUUAAACAUAGUUGGUGCUGGAGAAGUGAGAACUAGGGAGCUACCUCCUUUACUGCGUAAACUAUCAGUUCAUGGAAUUGAUCAAGUGGAGCCGGUGGUUAAGGCCUUUCGGCAUAUGCAACUGACUUGCCUCACAUCUUUAUGCAUCUCAGAUUGUUCCUUCCACAUAUCAUUUCCAGUGAGUAGUAUUCCUGCAUCACUACAAGAGUUGACAAUAUCAGAUUGUGUAAAAUUAGAACUCGAAAUGGAUGGGCAUCACAAGUCCCUGCAGUCACUGAAUAUAAUUAAUUACUAUGAUUCAGCUACAUCCUUCUCUUGGGAUGCCUUUCCAAAUCUCGUGCGUCUCCAAAUCAAGGAGUGUAAAAGCAUGGAGUCUAUUGUGGUGUCACAGUCUCUUUCAUGUCUUCGUUCUUUAUAUAUAUCCGGUUGUUGGAGUUUGAAGUCAGUGUCGACGCUAUGGAUGGCAGCACCUCAGCUAGAGGAUCUCACAAUACUGGAAUGCCCAGAGAUUGAAUUGUCUCCUACAGGGGAUGGGGAUCCACAUUGUAGCCUGAAAUCUCUUACUAUCAGCUACUCCAAACUAAUCAGUUGUGCAGCAUUCAUGAAUUUGCAAUUAAAUGGACUUACUCAUCUUCGCAUUUUCGGUGAAUAUAAGGAGAGUGUGAAGUGCCUCCCAAAGGAAGGUUGGUUGCCUGCCUCACUCGAGUCUCUCACACUUUUUUACAUUCAAAGUGUGGAGACAUUGGAGUGCAAGGGACUUGCUCACCUCAACUCCCUACAACAAUUAAGUAUUCAUCAUUGCUCCAAGUUGAAGAAUAUUGAGGGAGAAAAGCUGCCUGCCUCUCUAAAACAACUCAUCAUCAAAGGAACUCCUUUGCUGGGUAGACGGUGCGAGAAGAAGGAUCCAGAGGUUUGGCCCAAAAUCUCCCAUAUCCACGGCAUUCAAGUUGAUAACAGAUGGAUUUUGUAAUCCAACAACUUCAACAGCGUAUCCAUGGAACCAACAUCACAACUUCUGCAGCUAUGGUUUUUCUUUUGCUGCAUGAAGUAUAUUCAAUCGUUGCAAUAUGCAGUGGGGGAAUGCUGAGAAGUAAGACAAGAAAUUUGCUGACAAGAUUCAAGGCCCCUGCCAAGAUAGAAACUUUCACACACAAUGGACUUCUCACUAUCAUUGCUUCCAUGUGAGAGUGAAACUUUCUUCCAGAAAACUAUUGAGCAAACAAGGGAGAACCACAAUCAUGGACACAAUCCAAGAUAUUCAAGAGAGGCAUGAGAGUGAUUAAGAAAGGAGCCCCAAUGAGCUUCAUCAAGUGUUGUUGGACAUGGCUGCAGGGUCAAUCAGCUCCAGCUUGAGGAAGUGCCAAAGGAAUAUCAGGAACAGACCUCAUUGCCAUCAUAAUAUUGAUCAUUAUCAUAUUGAUAUAGUCCUUCUUAUUGGCAAAAUAAAAUUUACCUUUAGAAUUUCGGUUCAUGUGUAUGUUACUCUUUAAUUUUUUUUUUCUAAACCAUUUGAUAAGAAAUUUCAGACA